Oryza brachyantha (malo sina) is the source of this 1998-nucleotide messenger RNA. Its product is annotated as dof zinc finger protein DOF3.6-like. Bases 273 to 1466 code for a protein of 397 amino acids. Gene Ontology annotation, biological process: regulation of DNA-templated transcription. The transcript is spliced from 2 exons. NCBI's taxonomy places the organism in Eukaryota, Viridiplantae, Streptophyta, Magnoliopsida, Poales, Poaceae. Gene Ontology annotation, molecular function: DNA-binding transcription factor activity; DNA binding. The record is from RefSeq and is a predicted model, not a curated record.
UGCAGCUGCUGGAUGUGAUUCUCCACCACCUCCGUAGCUAGCCAGAGGACUCCACACCACCUCCUCAUCCUCUUCCUCCGUUCCUUCCCAGCUAGCUGCUGCAGCCUGCAGCUCGCUUGCUUUCUUCUUCUCUUUCCAUACACAAAUCCCCAACAAAGAAAAGUGCGAAUUUAUAAAGAAAAGAUCAGAAUUCAAAGCACAGGUAAAGCUAGAGGAGUUAGGGGGGAAGAGAGGAGAGGGAGGAAAAUAUAUCUCACCACUAACUGGCUUCCAUGGUGUUCCCUUCAGUGCCUGCCUACCUAGAUCCACCUAAUUGGAAUAACCAGCAAGGUCAGCCGCCGAGGCCGGCGAAUGUUGGCGGCGGCGGCGGAGGCGAUGGACAGCACCUGCCGGUCGGCCCGACCGCAGCUACGGCGGCGCCGGCUGAGGUCGGUGGGCUGCCAAGCAGCUCAUCGGCCAGUGCGGCGGCCGCUGCGCAGCAGGCGGCGCGGCCGAACUCAAUGGCGGAGCGCGCGCGGCUGGCGCGGGCGCCGCAGCCGGAGCCGGCGCUCAAGUGCCCGCGCUGCGACUCCACCAACACCAAGUUCUGCUACUACAACAACUACUCCCUCUCCCAGCCCCGCCACUUCUGCAAGACCUGCCGCCGCUACUGGACGCGCGGCGGCUCGCUCCGCAACGUCCCCGUCGGCGGGGGCUGCCGCCGCAACAAGCGCUCGACCAAGCCCUCUACUUCUUCCGCCGCCGGCGCGUCGUCGUCCUCCAAACCGUCCUCGUCGGCGGCCAGGCAGCUGCCCGGCGGUGGUGCAUCUCCGAUGCUGUCCAACGCAGCGUCCGCGCCGGGCAGCACGGGCGCGAUCAUGCCACCGUCGGGCCUCAGCUCCAUGUCUCACCACCUCCCGUUCUUGGGGGCGAUGCACCCGCCAGGGCCCAACCUAGGGCUAACCUUCUCGGCCGGCUUCCAACCUCUCGGCGGUAUGCACCACGUGGAUGCGGUGGAGCAGUUCCCGGUGGCAAGCGGCGGCGGCGCCAACAUUGGCGCGUCACUAGAGCAGUGGAGAGUGCAGCAGCAUCCACAACAGCAGCAGUUCCCGUUCCUUGGAGGAGCACUUGAGCUUCCGCCGCCACCGCCGAUGUACCAACUGGGACUGGAAGCUACUCGACCAGCAGGCGGCGGAGCAACGACGGCGGCGUUCACGUUAGGGCAGACCAGUGCUACAGCUACCACGUCAAGGCAGGAGCAGGAAGGCUCAAUGAAACUGGAAGACAGCAAAGGUCUUGAAACAAUGAGCCUGCAGAGGCAGUACAUGGCGGCUCUACGCCAAGGAGAUAGCGUCUGGGGUGGUAACGGUGGCAAUGGCAGCGAUGGUGGCGGCAAUGGCGCCGGCGGUGGCAGUUGGACAAUGAACUUCCCUGGAUUCCAUUCAUCGUCAGCCGGCGGCGGGGACGGCGGCGGCGGAGUGUUGUAGUGCUACUUCUAGCUAAGCCAUGAUCUGGCUCGACAAUUUCAAGGACAGGUUUUUCUAAUUAAUUUGCAUGGUUUGAGCAAAUGCAAAGAGGAAGCAAAGAAGAAAAUUAAGGGCUUGACUUGAGUGUUAACUCUUCAUCAGCAGUAGAUGCAGACGGCUAGCUAGCUCAUGAUGAUCUCAGGUAGGAGGUUUAAGUUAAAGCUGCCCUUUGGUUAACGCUUUUUUUCUUCCGCCAUUUGGUUUUGAACUCAAAGGUGUGCCUGUGUUGUGUCCAUAGUGUCACCUUUUUCAACUUUUUUACACUAUUGUUUACAGGGGGUUAAUAUAUAACCACACUUGGUGCAUUGGGGGUAUAUAUGAUCAGGAUAUACUAUUUGACUUGGAGAUUGGAGAUUGAUCACAUUACCUCUCAUUAGUUCUGCAAAACUUGCAUGGAGUUAAUGUAUGGAUGAAAUUUACUCAAUGUUUAAUUAUGUUUGUUCUUCUUACAUGAUUUAACAUUCCUGGCUAGCCUUUUGGUAUUGUUAGUAGG